UGGAGGUUCAAGGCCUGGACUUCACUUCGCCCGGUUCGGAGUCCGAGUCCGAGUCCGAGUCCGAGUCCGAGUCCGAGUCCGAGUCUGAGUUGGAUGUAGCAACCAGGAGUUUCUCCAGCGUCGGCACUAGGCGGCGCAACGAGCUUCGUGAAAGGCUCGAGAGCAAGCAACGGCGGGUAUGGGAGUUGAGACAUGCCAUGGCUAGGAAACGGCGGGACUUGCAGGGACUCAGACAUCGGAAGGACGACAUGGACAAUGCUUUCAUGCAGAUCUUCAGACCGCACCUGACGGCCAACAACAAGAGUCGGGUCGCCGUCAUCGCCCUCGAGCUCCUCAGCGAAAGGCUGGCCGAGAUGCAAAGCAUCAGGGACGAGUAUUACACGGCCGAGGCGGCUUACGAGGCUAUGGAGUCCGAACUGGACAAAGAAGAGUUGGCGCUCCAAAUGCUGGAGGCCGACCUGACUCGCACCUCCCGGGGCCGCCUGAAGGUCGAGCGCCGGGGCCCAUUGCCGCCGCCGCCACCAACGAUGAAGGGGCCCGGCACAGUUGAAGCCAGGACAAAGGAGAAACCGCUGGAUAGCAAGGACAACGCCGCGCCAUCGCCCUUCAUUCUCCUCGGCAUACCAGCGGAUCGGCCCGAAGACAUCCAUCCCCUUUAUCAGGAGCUGCUGGAGGCGGCUGGAGACCGCCAGCUCGCUGAGGAGUACGUCGAAGAACUCGAGGGGCACCGGGACAAGAUCCUGUACGACCUCGAAAUUGAACUCCACCGAAAGCGCGUGCGCGAGGACCAAGGCAACCAAAUCAGUGAAGAGGAACUGCAGACGGUCCGGUCCUCUCUUGCUAGGGCUCCCACCGAUGCGAGAGAAUUCGAGGCCCGCUUCGGCAUCACCAUCACGGAAGACGAGCUCGAAUUCCUGCGCGACUACGAGGUCGCCUCCAAGCGCGCCCGCAAGGCCCUCGAAUCGGCUACGGAGACGCUCACCCACCUCCGCAACAUGUGCAUCAAGAAGGGCGUCAUGCGCAAGCAUGCCUCGUACCACGAAGAACUGGCCAUCUUCGCCGGCAGCCCAGGCUGGUCGCCGCACCCGCUCGACGGCAACAUGACCAUCGACCCACCUCCCUCCAACCGCGACAGUACGACCACCACUACCCCACCAGCGCCAUCCCUCGCCCACCCGCGCUUCCCCAUCCUGCUCUCCAACCCGUCACACGUGCUCGAGCUCCUCACGCCCGUGCAGGCGCUCGAGCGCGCGCUGCGGCUGCCCAAGGACGAGCCGGCCGCCGCGCUGCGCCGCGCCGAGUGCAUGAAGGAGCUGGGCAUCAGCACGCUCAUGACCAAGGCUGAGAACACGCCCGACUUCAUCAACCAGUGGCUGAUCCACCGGCUGCGCACAUCGCCGCUCGAGGCCGAGCUGCUGCUCACCGUGUGCGAGGCCGCUUUCCGUGUCGUCAACCUGCGCCGCUGGCAGGAGGAGGUGCUGUACUACUGGCGGAGGGACGGGGCUGCUGCCGGGGCCGCGUCCACGGCGCCGGGGGAGGUGGUGGGCGGGCAGGAUGGGGGUGCCGGCGAGUUGGGGAGGAGCGGGUUUGGUCAUGAACGUGGCCGUGGUGGUGGUGGCGGCGCUAGCAUGAUACCCAGAAGUCCCAAGGGCGGCGGCGGGGGCGGUGGCGGCUACCUCCAAGACGAGAUGCUGUUGUUGCUGGGGCGUGACGGGCUGUCGCCCUGGCAGGGCGAUAAUGGCAGUGUGAUGGUGGAGGAAGGCCAGGUCAACUCGGUUAUUGAGGGCGAGGGGAGGGUGAAGAGCGAGGAGGGCGAGCGUCGGCAUUGCUACCCUGCUCGCUCCGCGUCUCUCGUCAGGGAGAGGUCGGUGAAGAGCUUGAACUGAGACCGCUUCUUCGUCUCGUCAAGGAGUGUGGAGGCGAAUUGGAGGCGGGGGUGUUGUGGGCUGCGCAGCGACGGGGAGUGAGUUACAGUGGCUUCACACCGAGUGCGUUCGUCAGCCAGUCGC
Molecule: messenger RNA, 2009 nt
Organism: Thermothielavioides terrestris NRRL 8126
Lineage: Eukaryota; Fungi; Ascomycota; Sordariomycetes; Sordariales; Chaetomiaceae
Exons: 1
Coding region: 249-1886 (545 amino acids)
Source: RefSeq, a predicted model, not a curated record